AUGCCUUAUAAAGAAACACUUAGAAGACAAAUGGUGCGGACAGCAAGAUUAGACUCAUUUUUUGAGAUAAAACGGCGGAAAUCUAAGAAGAAAACUCGCCAUAAGGCUGGAGAAAGUAGCGAGGAUAUGGAAUGCACUCCUGAUGCAAGUCCACGGGCUAACUACCGAUCUCAGUCCACGAAUGAUCGUUUGAAAAGUGAAUCUUCCGACAACUUACGGACAGGAUCGGAUACGAACAAAGUUCUUCCAACUCCUCGGAGUAAAAGUGUAACAUUUAUGGAUGACAGACGAUCCGACGAGGCGGAAAUGACGUCAUAUCGUGAUAGUGAUAACUGUGAUAAAAAUAUUGUGUCAAUUAUUAAAAAGAGCAGUUCGACUGGAAGUGAUGUUAGAGCUGCUUCAACUGCUUUUGACGGUGAUCGUGUGACUGGAAACGUGUCUUCUGACAGUGAAGCAGAUCCUUCAAACUUUCUGGAGGAUUCAAGUGAAAUCAGAAGUGCUUAUAAAAAUAGUCGUUCUUCCAUUAAGACUCUCAGUAGUCUUGUAAAAAAUGUCAAGCCUGAUAAACAAGAAACAGUGUUGGAAUGCAGACGGAUGUUUCGAGAAGAAAUCCUACGACUUCGACACGAAACUGAAGACUUUAGAAUUAUGUGCCUUAAACAGAUAGAGAAACAGAAGAAAGCGGUGGAGAAACACAGAAAGCGUUGUUUAAACCAAUUGUCUGAUAGGACUUCCAAUGGAGAAAUGGAGUUGGAAUCGGAAUUACAGGGUCUGGCUGAAAGCAUGGAAUAUUUACAGCAUAAACAAGUCAUUCUAGAUAAGGAAACGGAAUUAUUGAAUCGGGAGGAAGAGAUAGAAAAGAAACAAAAAUAUUUAGAGGAUUUUGAACACGAGAUACAAGAUAUAGAGUUGAUGUUAAGACACCGGCAAGCUAUCUGUGAUCGGAGACAAGCAGCUCUUAAUAGCUUUGAUGAAGAAUUAAACAAUUUGAAAAUAGAAAUUGAAGAAACGAAAGAUGAAAUGGAGAAAGAGGGAAUUGAUACUAGUACUGCUUCUGAGAGAGCCAAGGAAAACUGGGAGGCAACGAAGAGAAACAUGUUAGAUAAACAACAAGUCCUGGAAAAUACAGUACAGAAAUAUCGUACCGAGCUCGCUACUACAGCUUCAGCUCUAGUUGGUAAAGAUAUUCUGAUUCAAAAACUCAAUGAAAAGGUUAAAGAAAACGAAGAUCAGUUUCAUGAGAAAGAUAAAAAGAUUAAAAGUUUAGAAAUGAAACUGGAGAUUGCGUUAUCUGAAAUUCGACAAAUGGAAAAUAAGAUGGACGCGAUACAUUCCAAUACAAAUAAUAACAACAACAAUCAUUUAACUCUGGAUAAAUUUCACCUUGUCAGGGAGGCGAGUCAGGAUUCUAUUAUCAAUCGGGAUUCUAGUCAGGAUUCAGGUAUAGGUCCACGUGAUCUGUCUCCCAGAAACAGUCAGGACUCCCACAUCAGCCAGGAUUCUCAUGAAUCUAGACGAAGUUUACGAGGAUCCCCGGAUUCUCAAUUAUCCACGAAGGACGGAAGCAAAUCGGAUAUAGGAUCGCCCGGCUCGACCAACGGGACGUUAAAAUUACCAGAGAUACCCGGUACCCCCAUGUCUCAUCAAGGCAGCUCACAGACUCUCGAUGUUAAAGCUCUUCUUAAAACUGAGGGGUCGGCAUCUUUGCGAUCCUUUGUUUCCUUUGAAGAAGAUAGUUUCAGAAAUGGUGAACCGCGAAAUUCGAAAGAUAGUUAUAAAUUCCGUUCUAAGGACAAAAUAGUUCGCCACGCAGCGCGGAAACAGAGUAUAGCUAAUGGUAAUUUAUCGAAACUUUCCAUGUUAAAACAUGGCGACGAUAUGAAAAGUGGGGCGUGCAGUGUGAUGUGA
Molecule: messenger RNA, 1908 nt
Organism: Lottia gigantea (owl limpet)
Lineage: Eukaryota; Metazoa; Mollusca; Gastropoda; Lottiidae
Exons: 9
Coding region: 1-1908 (635 amino acids)
Source: RefSeq, a predicted model, not a curated record